This is a messenger RNA of Scheffersomyces stipitis CBS 6054, 2381 nucleotides long. RefSeq names its product Vtc4p (gene VTC4). The record is from RefSeq and is a predicted model, not a curated record. Gene Ontology annotation, biological process: vacuolar transport; polyphosphate metabolic process; microautophagy. NCBI's taxonomy places the organism in Eukaryota, Fungi, Ascomycota, Pichiomycetes, Serinales, Debaryomycetaceae. Gene Ontology annotation, cellular component: fungal-type vacuole membrane; vacuolar transporter chaperone complex. Bases 1 to 2148 code for a protein of 715 amino acids. The transcript has 2 exons.
AUGAAGUUCGGAGAACACUUGAGAAAGGCUCUCAUCAAGAACUACUCAUUCUACUACAUCUCCUACGAUGACUUGAAGCACCAGUUGAAGAAGGGUCUCAAGGACAACGACUACCAGUGGUCCAACGAGUUGGAAGAAGAGUUCCUUGCUGCCUUGGAAGUAGAGUUGGACAAGGUCUACUCGUUCACCAAGGUCAAGAACACCGAGGUCAACCGUAGAAUCAAGGAGCUGGAAAAGUAUGUCUACGAGGUUGUAGACGCACUCCAGCCCGUCAAGAACCCUCCUCAGGAACAAGACUUCGAAGACUUGGAGCAGGAGUUGAGUGAUAUCAUUGCUGAUGUCCACGACUUGGCCAAGUUCACCAGAUUGAACUACACUGGUUUCCAGAAGAUUGUCAAGAAGCAUGACAAAACGACCAAGUUCAACUUGAAGCCCAUCUUCCAGGCCAGAUUAAACCACAAGCCCUUCUACAAGGACAACUACGACAACUUGAUUGUCAAGUUGUCCAAGUUGUAUGACUUGGUCAGAACCAGGGGUAACCCUGUUAAGGGAGACUCGUCUGCUGGAGGCUCGCAACAGAACUUUGUUAGACAAACAACAAAGUACUGGGUACAUCCAGAAAACAUCACCGAGUUGAAGUUGAUUAUCUUGAAGCACUUGCCUGUGUUGGUCUUCAAUGCUGACAAGGAGUUCGAACCAGAAGACUCUGCCAUUACUUCCAUCUACUUUGACAACGAGGACAUGGAUCUUUACUACGGCAGAUUGAGAAAAGACGAAGGUGCCGAGGCUAUCAGAUUGAGAUGGUACGGUGGCAUGAAGUCGGAACAGAUCUUCGUAGAGAGAAAGACGCAUCGUGAAGACUGGACCGGUGAAAAGUCUGUCAAGGCUAGAUUUGCCUUGAAGGAAAAGAAGGUCAACUCGUUCUUGACUGGUGACUUCACAGCUCAACAAGCUUUUGAAAAGAUGAGAAAGGACGGUAAGAAAUCGCCUCAGGAAAUCGACAAUUUGGAAAGAUUAGCUAAAGAAGUUCAGUACAGAGUGUUGAAAGAAAAGUACAGACCUGUUAUGAGAUCUUUCUACAACAGAACCGCCUUCCAGUUGCCUGGUGAUGCCAGAGUUCGUAUUUCUUUGGAUACCGAGUUGUCUAUGAUAAGAGAAGACGACUUUGACGGCUACGACAGAACCCAUGGAAACUGGAGAAGAAUGGAUAUCGGAGUUGAUUACCCAUUCUCUCAGUUACCAGAGAAGGACAUUUGUCGUUUCCCAUAUGCUGUUUUGGAAGUCAAGUUGCAGACUCAAUUGGGACAGGAACCUCCUGUUUGGGUCAGAGACUUGGUCACCAGUCAUUUGGUAGAAGCCGUGCCUAAGUUCUCCAAGUUUAUUCACGGUGGAGCCUCUUUGUUGACUGACCACGUAGACUUGUUGCCUUUCUGGCACACGCAAAUGGAUGUAGACAUCCGUAAGCCUAAGAUUCAGCAAGAAUACGGUAUCCGUAGAAAUCCGCAAGCAAGAAUCAUGGCCUCUUCUACCUCCGGUGGUGAGUUAGAUGAGGAAGAAUUGACUGGUUCUUCUUACACUGGAGUCCAUUUCUCAAACGACAUUAACCCCUUGGAAGAAGACUUGGACGAAUCGACUCCGCUCUUGUUGCCCAACACCUACACCAACAGACGCAGCGAAUCGCCUAUCACCACGUUCUUGUACCACUUGUAUGGCCAAUUCUUGCAUUACUUUAACGAUGACCGUACCUUCACCGUCAAGCCCGGUACCAACUUCGACUUGAACGAAACUUUCAAGGACAAGUUACCAAAGGGUAAGACGAUCUGUGUGCCCAUCAGAAUUGAGCCAAAGGUGUACUUUGCCAAUGAGAGAACUUUCUUGAGUUGGUUGUCGAUUGGUAUGCUUUUGGGAGGUACAGCCAUGUACUUGUUGAACUACGGGUCCAACUCUUCAUUGACCGCCUCCAUCAGUUUCUUCAUCACCUCGUUGUUCACAAUUUUCUACGCCAUCUACAAGUACAUCUGGAGAGUGAUUAUGAUCAGAGAAAAGAGAGCAGCUCAAUAUGGUGACAAGUUUGGACCAAAUAUGAUCUGUGCCUUUAUUUUCUUGUCAACUUUCACCACUUUCCUUUUCAAGUUCUUGGAAAAGUAACUUCAAUAGUCGUUUUUUGUAGAUGAUUACCUUUAACAUUUUAACAUACUGUCAUAUCUAAUUUCACAUAUUUCUUGUUCUGGAACAUUGCAUUAAUACAGAAGAAAUGUAGGUGGUGUAAAGAACUAUGGAGAAUGAAUUAUCUUUAGAUCCGAAAGAAACAAAAAUUUAAUACGUUUUAGAGAACAGAAUUAAUGUAUCUACAUAGAUAGAAUUUAUUUGGGAUCAAAUGC